AUGGCGACCGAACAGAUCAUACUACCUAUAAAGGGCAAGAAGAACGUUCUGGUGACGAGUGCCCUUCCCUAUAUUAACAACCAGCCUCAUCUUGGCAAUAUUGUUGGUAGCGUGCUCAGCGCCGAUGUUUUCUCGAGAUUCAGCAAGUUGAGAGACAGGCCAACACUCUUUAUUUGUGGCACAGACGAAUAUGGAACAGCGACAGAAACUAAAGCUCUUGAGACGGGUCAAACACCAAAAGAGCUUUGCGACGAAUUCCACAAGAAGCACAAAGAUGUGUAUGACUGGUUUGAGAUUGCCUUCGACUACUUCGGCCGCACAACCACGGAUCAACAAACGGUAAUCGCGCAAGACAUCUUCACAAAGCUUCAUAAGAAUGGGUAUUUGGAGGAGCGGACUACGACACAGCCAUACUGCGAAAAGCAUGAGUCCUUCCUAGCCGAUCGCUUCGUCGAGGGCACCUGCCCCAAGUGUCAAUAUGACGAUGCCCGAGGCGAUCAAUGCGACAAGUGUGGUAGUCUUCUUGAUCCAUUCGAGCUGAUCAAUCCUCAUUGCAAGAUCGACGGCGCAGCGCCCGUGCCGCGAGAUACCACCCACAUCUUCCUCCGCCUCGACAAAGCACAACCGGAUAUUGAAAAGUGGUUCACCAAGGCAAGUGAAGAAGGGGGCUGGCCACAAAAUGGUGUUAGCAUAACAAGAUCGUGGCUCACUAAAGGGUUGGAGGGCCGAAGUAUCACAAGAGACUUGAAAUGGGGCACCCCUAUACCGCUUCCAGGAUAUGAGAAGAAGGUGCUAUAUGUCUGGUUUGAUGCCUGCAUUGGUUAUCCCUCGAUUACGGCCAAUUACACGAAAGAUUGGGAACUGUGGUGGCGCGACCCUGAAAACGUCAAGCUAUACCAAUUCAUGGGCAAGGACAACGUGCCAUUCCACACCGUCAUUUUCCCGGCUUCGCAGAUGGGAACCGGCGACAAGUGGACCAUGCUCAACCAUUUAUCUACUACGGAGUACCUGAAUUACGAGAAUGGAAAGUUCUCAAAGUCUAGAGGCGUCGGUGUAUUUGGAGACACUGCCAAGGACACUGGGAUUCCACCUUCGGUCUGGAGAUACUACCUUUUGGCGAACCGGCCUGAGACUGGCGACACGCAAUUUGAGUGGAAGUCCUUCAUCGCGGCCAACAACAGUGAGCUUCUAGCUAACCUUGGCAACUUUGUUAACCGCCUGGUCAAGUUUGUCAACGCUAAGCUAGAUGGAACCAUCCCCGAAUUUACACCCACACAGGCAGAUGAGACCUUCGACUUCCCCAACUUUAUCGCCGAAGUAAACGUGCUCCUGGCUGAGUACGUCGCUGAUAUGGAAGCUGUCAGAUUACGUGCUGGUUUAGCGAAGCUCAUGCAGAUAUCUGGGAAAGGAAAUCUCCUCCUUGCUGGCCGACUCGACAAUACCAAUCUGCAAUCCAGCCCGACAAGGACACACACUAUCAUCGGCUUGGCAUUGAACCUUACCUAUCUCCUCGCCUCCCUUGCCUCUCCAUACAUGCCAUCAACUGCCGCCUCUAUAGUCAAGCAACUCAAUGCCCCUCUCCUAUCCAUCCCCGACAAAUGGACUCCAGAUGCCCUACAAGGCGGACACAAGAUCGGCAAGGCCGAAUAUCUAUUUACCAGGAUCGACGAGAAAAGGGAGGACGAGUGGAGGAGCAAAUAUGGAGGCACACAGGCAUCUAGAUUAGCGGAAGAAGAAGCCAAAGCGAAGAAGGCCGCGGACAAGGCGAGGGAUAAGGAACGCAAGAAGGCGAAGAAACUAGCUGCUAAGAGUGGCGAGGCUGUUGCAACGCCAGAAUCCUCGAAGACUGAACUGCCGUUGAGGGGUGUAGUCGCAGAGGAACAAGCUCCCCCUCCUGCUGCGGCGCCUUAG
Venustampulla echinocandica is the source of this 1911-nucleotide messenger RNA. Its product is annotated as Nucleotidylyl transferase. Gene Ontology annotation, biological process: methionyl-tRNA aminoacylation. The record is from RefSeq and is a predicted model, not a curated record. Gene Ontology annotation, cellular component: aminoacyl-tRNA synthetase multienzyme complex; cytosol. Gene Ontology annotation, molecular function: methionine-tRNA ligase activity; ATP binding. The transcript has a single exon. Lineage: Eukaryota; Fungi; Ascomycota; Leotiomycetes; Helotiales; Pleuroascaceae. The coding region runs from base 1 to 1911 and encodes 636 amino acids.